Messenger RNA from Dipodomys ordii (Ord's kangaroo rat), 924 nucleotides. RefSeq names its product taste receptor type 2 member 14-like. Gene Ontology annotation, cellular component: membrane. NCBI's taxonomy places the organism in Eukaryota, Metazoa, Chordata, Mammalia, Rodentia, Heteromyidae. Bases 1 to 924 code for a protein of 307 amino acids. The record is from RefSeq and is a predicted model, not a curated record. The transcript has a single exon. Gene Ontology annotation, molecular function: G protein-coupled receptor activity; bitter taste receptor activity. Gene Ontology annotation, biological process: G protein-coupled receptor signaling pathway; detection of chemical stimulus involved in sensory perception of bitter taste; sensory perception of taste.
AUGGCUGUGGUUCAGAGCACAUUUAUAGUCAUUUUCAUUUUGGAACUCAUCAUUGGGAAUCUGGGAAAUGGGUUCAUAGCCCUGGUGAACUGCGUGGACUGGCUCAGGAGGGGAAAGCUGUCUUUGGUGGACCGAAUCCUCACCGCCUUGGCCAUCUCCAGAAUCGGGCUGCUCUGGUCAGUAGUUCUGAGCAUAUUUAUGCUUGUGCUGUACCCAGCUAGUGCUGCCACUGGAAAUAAGAGCAGGAUGAUUUUCGCUUUCUGGGUAGUAGCCAACCAUUUCAGCACCUGGCUUGCUACAAUCCUCAGCAUAUAUUAUUUUCUGAAGAUAGCCAAUUUUUCCAACUCACUUUUUCUUUACCUAAAGGGGAGAGUGAAGAGAGUAGUUUCCGUGACAUUGCUUUUCAUCGUGGUCCUCUUGUGCAUGGAUGUGAUGCUGUUAAAGCCAUUUCCUAAUGGGUCGGAGAGGAAUGUGUCUUAUGGGCGCAGGACAACUAAACUUGCCGGGGUUUCUGUCCUUUCCACGGUGUGCCUUUCUGUGCCCUACACCGUGUCCCUGGCGGUGUUUCUCCUGCUCAUCUUCUCCCUACGGAAACACCACAAGAGGAUGCGGCACCACGGCCAAGGACCCAGGGAUGCUGGCACCGCGGCCCACGUCCGAGCCCUGCAAAUGGUGGUCGCCUUCUUGCUCCUAUACUCCAUUUUCUUUCUGGCUCUCGUGGUACAACAUUGGAGCUCUACAUACCUGAACACAUGCCUGCACAUCCUGUUUUUCCAGGCUGUUGGGACGGUUUUUCCUUCUGGCCACUCGUGCAUCCUGGUUCUGGGAAACAGCAAACUGAGGCGGGCCUUUCUGUUGGGGCUGCAGCAGCUGCAGUACGGGCUCAGGCCCAGGCCCAAAGUUGGGGAACUUUCACCGCCCUAA